Molecule: messenger RNA, 4114 nt
Organism: Ciona intestinalis (vase tunicate)
Lineage: Eukaryota; Metazoa; Chordata; Ascidiacea; Phlebobranchia; Cionidae
Source: RefSeq, a predicted model, not a curated record
GCAAAAGAAUUAAAAAAAUAUAGAAUUUGAUAAAUUGACUAAAUUCUUGGAACAAAAUUAUAAAGGACUGAAAUGAUUUAGAGACAAGAGUAGAUGGUUCAGCGCGGAAAGUGAAGUAUGUCAGCCUAUGAUGAAGAUUUAACCGAGAACGGUUGGUACUUGGCUCUAUCACAAAAGCAUGAGGAUUUAUUUAUACGAGCAACAAACGAACGUUGGAUGAUAUGCAUACCACGUGUGGGAUCAUGGAAAGGUGGGAUCGAAGAUGGCGACUUAUUUUCACAGAAGUCAUUCGAAUCUCAUAUUUUAAAACAACUUGUGGUUUACGGAGAUAAACCUGAAGUGGAAUCGAAUAAAUAUUUAACUUAUAAUGGAAAGGAAGUUUUUAUCACUGGACCAACAGUAACUUGUGGGGAAGGUUUCACCAAUAACUUCAACAUUCCAUCCUAUGAUAAACGUAGUGAGAGAUUAGAAUUACAUAUUGAAACUUCUCAUACUUCCCAAAUUCUAUUCGAAGAAACAUUUUUCAACCAACAUGAUGAGAGUUACGUUGUGCUCUGUCUUUCACAACCUCUUGAGCAACACCUAGUGUCUGUAGGAGAUGAAGAAUCUUCCUCAUCAGAAGUUGAGAAAGCAUCCGGACCUCGCUGGGAGUCGUAUGGAUCAUAUGUGUGGACGCGGGCUUAUCAUGGGAAGAGGUUGCAUCAUUUCAUUGAUGAGAGGAUCACCCAUUUUGUGUCCGAGAGGAAAUAUCCAUGUAAUUAUGAAGUGAGGUCGUUAAAAUCAAGCGAUGAACUUGUGGUGGAAGCUAAAGUUGUUGCUGAAUGUGCGGAGAAAUUCAUAACAAGCAUGGUUCAAAACGUGAUAAAAGAUUCAAAACUGAAAAAAUACAUAGAGGUUCCUUCGCAACAAACAGCACUCUAUUCUUCAUUAGAGAGCUACAUACUGCAUGGAACAUAUGUUGUGAACAUGAGAGAGUUAAACGACAUUAUGUCGGUACAGGAUGAACAACUGAACAAGAUCACUCGAAACUUAAGUUCUGUUAAAUAUGACGACCUUGAAAUAAAAGAGGAAUUAUGCACAGGAAUACCACGGGCUCGCCGUGAGUUGUCUAUGAUGAACAGGUUUCGAACACCGGGUGAAAAACUUGAAUGCCUGGAAAACACGAUUCGGUUUUUAUCUCCGAGGACAAGCCAAGCAACUCUUCAAAUCAAUGCAAACGAUCGUUCUGAAGCUACAAAUAAGAAUGAACCCAUUGUGAUGUCAUCAGAUGAUCUGCUCCCUAUAUUAAUCUACUUAGUAUUAAAAUGUGAGAUAACCAAUUGGUUGGCAAACUUGAUGUACAUGAAGUAUUUCUACUUUACAAAAACAAACAAAGAUCAACACAGUUUUUAUCUGGCAACACUGGAAGCAGCAGUGGAACAUGUACGGAACAGAAAUAUUAAAAUAGAUCGCACCAAGUUGUCUGCAUUGUCUUCACACGAACAAACGCAAGAACUCCAUCAUUUAUUCAAGUUGAUUGAGAAUGUUGACGUAGCUGGGGUCGAUAGAUUAUUGCGACAAGCCCAAGAUAUGAAGAGUUUACACGACCAUGACAAGUGUCACCCGUUGUGUGAAUGCAACAACUGCACUAAGUUGUCCAACAGGAAAGCUAACCGAGGAUCAUACGUUAGCGUAUCUUCAAGAGAUGACAGAGGUAGAACAGCUUUGCAUAUAGCAGCUGUGACAGGCAAGCAUGAGGUGGUAGAUACGUUACUUAACCAUGGAUCAGAUAUCAAUGCAUCAGAUUACCACGGUGCUACUCCACUGCAUUUAGCUGCACAAGAAGGAAGCCAAAGUGUUAUUUUCCUUCUGUUACAUCAUGAAGCUGCUGCCAACGCUGUAGACAACAAUAACAAUACUCCACUUCAUCUCGCUUGUUAUGGGGGCCAUGAUGGGAGUGUGAAAGCGAUGUUAUUUUACGACCCUGUACGGGCUGUUGUUAAAGUUGAUGCAGUGAAUGACCAGGGUGAUAUACCUCUGCAUAUCGCUUCUAGAUGGGGAUACGCCUCCAUAGCGCAAGCAUUGGUUGAAUGCGGUUCCGAUAUUUCAUGUCAAAACCGCAAGAAAGAAUCGCCACUAGACGUUGCUCACAACUCACAGAUGAAAUAUAUUCUACAACACACGGAACUUACUGUGACUUAUUCCAACCUACGACCUGAACACACUGUGCCGGUAGUGAAUAAAACAAAGCAUUCCAAUAUAAAUCAAUUGACACAGAAGAUUAACCAAUCAAAUGCUUUGAAACCAAAAAGCUCCAACCUGAUUGGUCAGUUUAAAAGGGAGAAGCCAAGCCUUCCUAAACAGAUAUUGAAACUCCACCGAGCGGUUACAGACAACGAUGUACACAUGGUGGCGUACAUGUGCGGGUGGGGAUUGGACGACGAUAGGUCAUGUGACCCGCUGUGCCAGUGUUACAAAUGUCAACCAUCGCAGGACAUCAUCCUCCACGCAAACUCUACAUCUCCCGAUGGAUCAACUCCUCUCCUCAUCUCAUGCAUGCGAGGUUACGUUGAGAUGACCCGAAUGUUGUUGGAUCAUGAUGCGAGGGUUGGAUGCAAGAGCAAGGAUCGCGAACUCUCUCCUCUUCAUCUUGCUUGUCAGUAUGGAUAUGAAGAGAUUGUUCGCUUGUUAUUGGAUCACGGAGCUGUUUGUGAUGUCAGAAACGCAGAGGGGAACACCCCAAUAUAUAUGUGUGCUGCCAAUGGCCAUGCAUCGUGUGCUGAAGUUCUUCUUGAGUUUGGAGCAUCAGUGAAUAUUCGUAACCAUAAAUAUGACGCACCUCUUCAUGAAGCUGUAAAGUGGAGAAACAUAAACGUUGCAACAUUACUUAUGGAGAGUGGUGCCAUGACUUAUUAUAAGAAUAAACAAGGAAUUACUCCACUACAAAUGGCUAAGGAGCAGAACCCUGAGAUGUACGCCGUAUUGACGUCUGCACCACGUGAUCAUGACGUCACCGAAACCACUCAACCAGAAACACAACCUCAGCCAAUUAAAUGCCACCGUUACAAGAAAAGUAUAAGCCAAUCAGAAGCAGAUGAAAUGCUGGCUAACGAUUUGUUUGAACGAUUCACCCCUGACCCCGCCCCUACCACACCCCCUUUACCCGCCCCCACCACACCCUCAUCAUCCAACCCCAUAUUCACGUUUCAUGAUAAUGUACCCGUGACACCUCCCAUUCAUAUGAAGCAAUCAUGUGAUGAAAUAGCAGGGACAGGGUUUUAUAAACCUGACGCGGAUCCGAAAAAAGUGACCUCUGACGUCACAGAUGACAUCAGAGGUUCAAAAGCUGAAAUUAAAAAUAAUAGUGACGUAAAACAUGACGUCAUCGACUCAACGGAAGUUCAUUCCGGGAGUGACAACCUGAAAGUGCCAGGUGACACCCUGGAGUCUCACAAUGUUACAACUCCUUCCACAAGUUCUUACAACCCUUAUUUUGAAAUCGGGAGUCGAAAUUCAAACAAUAAUGAAAAUAGUGACCUCACAAAUAAGACGCACUCCAACGAUGACGUAAUAAAACCGGAUCGUGACGAAGUGACGUCAUAUUUAUCGCUGCAUGAAACGAGUUAGCGACGUCAUAGUUCAAUCAUUGUGCAAUAAUCAACAGUAUUGUUACGUAACAAAUCUUGUUGCCAUUUUAUUAAAAAGUUUCUGUAAGUUUUUAUAUAUCAAGAAUUACCAUUUUUGCCGAUUGUACGUCAUAAUUGCCAGGUAACGUUUAUUGAGCUACGAAUGACGUCACAAAUACACAUAAUGGUAUUCGUGACGUCACUGAACAUCUUUGUUUUACCCAUUGGUCACAUAAUAUAUCAAAAAUUGUUUUCUAAGUAAAUAAGGUUUGAUUGUUAAGUCAAUGUUACGAAAUAUUGCAGAUUGUGACGUAGCAGUGAAAGAGAUCAUAGGUUAAAGAUGAUUAUUAUGUCAUAAUAGUUGUUGCAAAGUACUGUGAUGUCAUAUUGAAGCAACUGUGUUCAUUAUUUAUUUUGUUUGUAAAUUGUUGCAAUUGUGACGUAAUCAAAAUGUUCUUUAAUAUUGUAACACGUCACAAUUUAAUAACUGAUAAAAAUGAAACUCUUGU